Messenger RNA from Condylura cristata (star-nosed mole), 1899 nucleotides. It is a transcript of the gene UMOD, whose product is annotated as uromodulin. Gene Ontology annotation, molecular function: calcium ion binding. The transcript has 10 exons. NCBI's taxonomy places the organism in Eukaryota, Metazoa, Chordata, Mammalia, Eulipotyphla, Talpidae. Bases 1 to 1899 code for a protein of 632 amino acids. The record is from RefSeq and is a predicted model, not a curated record. Gene Ontology annotation, biological process: neutrophil migration. Gene Ontology annotation, cellular component: apical plasma membrane; cell surface.
AUGGUGAUGCUGAUGACCUCGUGGGCCGUCGUAGCUGCAGGCAAUGAUACCUUGGAAGCAAGGAGCUGCUCUGAAUGCCACAGCGAUGCCAUCUGCGUGGAGGAGGGGGCUGCCACCUCGUGCUACUGCCAGGCGGGCUUCACUGGUGACGGUCUCCUGUGCGUGGACCUGGACGAAUGCGCCCUUGUGGGUGCCCACAACUGCUCCCCCAACAGCAUCUGCGUGAACACCCCAGGCUCCUAUGCUUGCACCUGCCCAGCCGGCUUCCGGAUGACGCCGGGUCUGGGCUGCACCGACGUGGACGAGUGCUCAGAGCCGGGGCUUGGCCGCUGUCACGCGCUGGCUACCUGUGUCAACAGCGUGGGCAACUACUCGUGCGUGUGCCCCGCGGGCUACUGGGGGGAUGGGCAACACUGUGCGUGCUCGCCAGGCUCCUGUGGGCCGGGGCUGGCCUGCGUGCCCGAGGGCCACGAGCUGGUGUGCGCUGACCCGUGCCAGGCCUACAGCGCGCUGGGCCAGUACUGGCGCAGCGCCGAGUACGGCGCGGGCUACUCCUGCGACUCGGGCCUGAGCGGCUGGUACCGCUUCGUGGGGCAGGGCGGCGUGCGCAUGGCGGAGACCUGCGUGCCGGUGCUGCGCUGCAACACGGCCGCGCCCAUGUGGCUCAACGGCACGCACCCGUCCAUUGAGGAGGGCAUCGUGAGCCGCAGGGCCUGUGCGCACUGGAGCGGCCACUGCUGUCUGUGGGAGGCGCCCGUGCAGGUGAAGGCCUGCGCCGGUGGCUACUACGUCUACAACCUGACGGCGCCCCCCGAGUGCUAUCUGGCCUAUUGCACAGACCCCAGCUCCCUCGAGGGGACAUGUGAAGAGUGCGGUGUAGAUGAGGACUGUAAAUCGAAUGACGGCAGAUGGCACUGCCAGUGUAAACGGGACUUCAACGUAUCCGACAUUGCCCUCCUGGAGCGCAGGCUGGAGUGUGGGCCCAACGACAUCAAGGUGUCCUUGAGCAAGUGCCAGCUGAAGAGCCUGGGCUUCGAGAAGGUCUUCAUGUACCUGCGUGACAGCCAGUGCUCCGGCUUCACCGAGAGGGGCGACCGGGACUGGAUGUCUGUGGUGACCCCUGCCAGGCACGGCCCCUGUGGGACCAUGAUGACGAGGAAUGAAACCCACGUCACAUACAGCAACACGCUCUACCUGGCUGAUGAGAUCAUCAUCCGGGACCGUAACAACAAGUUUAACUUUGCCUGCUCCUACCCCCUGGACAUGAGAGUCAGCCUGAAGACCACCUUGCAGCCAAUGGUGAGCUCCCUGAACAUCAGCAUGGGUGGCACGGGCCUGUUCACCGUGCGGAUGGUGCUCUUCCAGAACCCCACCUACACACAGCCCUACCAGGCCUCCUCCGUGACGCUGUCCACUGAGGCCUUCCUUUACGUGGGCACCAUGCUGGAUGAGGGUGACUUGUCCCGGUUUGCACUGCUAAUGACCAACUGUUACGCGACACCCAGCAACGAUGCCAUGGAUCCCUUGAAGUAUUUCAUCAUCCAAGACAGAUGUCCACGCACCGAGGACUCAACCAUCCAAGUGGUGGAGAAUGGGGAGUCCCCCCAGGGGCGGUUUUCAGUCCAGAUGUUCCGUUUUGCUGGAAACUAUGACCUGGUCUACCUGCACUGUGAAGUGUAUCUCUGCGACACCAUGAAUGAGAAGUGCAAGCCUACUUGCUCAGGGACCAGAUUCCGCAGUGGGGGUAACAUAGACCACACCCGUGUCCUGAAUUUGGGUCCCAUCACACGGAAAGGUGUCCAGGUCAUAGUUUCCAGAGCUGCUUCCAGCAACUGGGGGCUUCUGAAGGUCUGGCUGCCUUUGCUUCCGUUGGCCACCUUGACCCUGAUGUUCCAGUGA